Molecule: messenger RNA, 1443 nt
Organism: Strongylocentrotus purpuratus (purple sea urchin)
Lineage: Eukaryota; Metazoa; Echinodermata; Echinoidea; Camarodonta; Strongylocentrotidae
Source: RefSeq, a predicted model, not a curated record
UCUUAGAGUAUGGCCUGAAAGUUUUAUACAAAUUGUGCAGUUGUAUAUAGAGACCAAGGGGGCGUAUACGGUGUACCCUUUGCCCUCGUCAUAAAAAAAACUCUCUUCGAGUGGGUUUAUCUCCUGUCUAUCGAUCCAAACACACUACAUGUAGCUGGGUAUAGUCUUGGACCUUGGGCUGACGGUGAUUUGCAAAUAAAACACUCCUACGUGCAAACAAAACCUCGCAAACUUAGAUCCCGUGAUAUAUAAUGGGCUUUUACUAUCAGUGAUUCAGCAAUUCAGUACAGAUCUUGCGUUCAUUGUGUGAUGUUUACCGUUUUUUCGUUUUCAAUAUCUACGUUCUGUGCAUGGGAUUUGUCUUAAAUAGUUUGCUUCGCCAUGGCUAACAUGAAGGUGUGGACCAUACUAUUGGUUUGGAUCUCCUUCCACGGGAACUCCGAAAGUCAAACUGAUAUGACGGUUACCAUGACGACGGAGAUGAUGGGCACAGCACCCAUGACCUUCAGGACCCUACCUCCUCCUCCCCCGCCAUCAAUCCCACCACCUCCACCUACCACAGUUGAACCUACACCCGAGCCACCAGUUACAACGAGAAUCCCUCCGCCACCACCCUCCUCCGUCCCCACCACCACCUCCUCCACCAUCAGCCACCGUACCAACAACACCAACCAGGACAUCAACCAGGAUGUUAACCACCACUGUGGCCAUCGAACCUACUCAGAUGCCGAUCGAAACCACUCGCCAGAGAACGGAACCCAUCAAUGUAGAACGAAUCCUGUCGCUGAAUCGCUUGGAAAGAUUGGUGUCUUGCUCACCAGUCCUCUAGAAGAGUUUGAUCGAGAGGAAUUCAAGAAGGUGAUAUCCCGGGAGGUCAACAACUACUGCUCCGAAUUCACAGGGCAAUGUGCAGGAGAAGGAAACACUGUAAGUGCCAAAAACGUGGUGAUUAUAAGGGCGGAACUCUACGAGCAACCUGAGGCGAAUGGGGCCGGACGUAGACUACUUCAGGAACAGCAAAUCUUGGUAGAAUACUACGUGCAGGAUCCAUUUUUGUCUACGAACGUGUUUCUUACAACGGAACAACAACGAAUGUUCCUUGCUAAUGAGGGAGUGAACGACGCCCUGCAGAACGACAUCGAUGGUUACAGUGGCAUUGCACCUGUGUACGCUGAACCUUUGGGUAAUGAUGGACUGGAAGGUUGGGAGAUAGCUCUCAUCGUUAUAGGCUCAGUGGCUGCUGCUGGACUGGUGAUUGGAGCCGUAGCUUUCCGUAUGUCUAAAAACAAAGAAAAGAGCAAGCAUAUGGAUCUGGAACUGCAGGACAAGAAAACUAUACCGCAAACGGAACAUAAUGGAAAUGACUAUUCUACAGUCGUAGCAACCGGUUUGGACACACCAAAGACGAAACCUUCCGUGGAUGAAGCGGAUGUUGCUACACAG